GACCGGGGCCCAGGUCGAUCCCAUAUGAUUUCGUCGUCUUGCUCGCGGAACAGAUAGAAAGUGGCACCGGUGCUCACAGUCCUCGGGACAGACGACGACGAUGUUCGAAGGGGCUAUAGCGGCAUUUUUGAACCGUCUGCUGGGCAGGUACGUGGAGGACCUCGACACCGAGCAAUUCAAUGUCGGUAUUUUCUCCGGGGAUACGUGCCUCACCGAUCUAAAACUCAAGCCGGAGGCUUUGUAUCAAUUAGGAUUACCUAUUAGAGUAGAGAUCGGUUUGAUAGGAAAAAUUAUUUUGAAAAUACCAUGGUCUGGGCUCUUCUCGCAACCUAUUGUGAUAUGCAUAGAGGAUGUAUAUGUAGUAGCAGUACCUGCAUUAUCUGGUCCAUACGACCCAGAAAUACAAAAACGUUUAAUGAGAGCUGAAAAAAAGAAAAUACUUGAUGAUCUUAAGGAAGAUGAAAUAUUUAGAGCAGGUCUACCUCCUCAACUAUUUGAUGGUCUACUAGCAUCAGUCACGAAGAACUUUCAAAUUACUAUAAAUAAUGUACAUAUUAGAUAUGAAGAGAAAAUAUUGCGCAAUUUCCUCUGUGCCUGUGGUAUAUGUAUACAAAGUAUAUCCAUAACGACUACCAACAACAAAUGGAAGCCUGGGGUAUGUGCCACAAACUCGCAAACGGUGUAUCAGCUUAUACGUGCGGAAUCGCUCAGUGUGUACAUGGAUCAUGAUACUGAAUCCUGUAUAAAUAUGCAGGGUAAUUGGGACAUGUCCAAUCUGCUCGCGUGGAAAAUUACGAUGCAGAAAGCUUUACAGACGUUCGGGAUGAAGAACAAAGAAUUUCAAUUUUUAUUGAAGCCCUUCACGGCCAAGAUAAAAGUUAUCAUACACAAGGGUACAGAAACGCAAGCUUCACGUAUGUUAGUUGAUAUUGUGCUCCAAGAUGUAGCAAUGCAAUUAUCUGAAGCGCAAUACGCUACGUUUUGUCAUAUUUAUGAUUCUUUGCUUCGUACGACUAUUAACAGGCCACAUGCUAAAUAUCGUCCUGAGAAAAGCGUAUAUGAGGAACCAUCAUCUUGGUGGAAAUACGCAUAUAAUUUUGUUUUGAAUCAUUAUAUUAAGCCAUAUACUUGGCCACAUAUAGCCCAACACAGAAAAAAUUAUAGAAAUUACAAAGAGGCGUGUAUUCAAUAUUUGCAACGACCAAACGAUACAGAAUUAAAACUGGAUAUGCAAAAACAUGAAGACAGCCUGACGAUAUUAAAUAUAGUGAUUGCUAGGGAACAUGCUAGACAGGAAUUGAGAAACAAAGAUAUUGAGCGAGAGUGCCAAAUUACAACUAGUCCAUCAAAAGAUGUUAAUGCAGAAGUUAUAUUACCGAAUAACGAUCAAGCACAAAAUAUAACAGAUCAAUACAACAAAGGUGAACAUCAAAAUUCAUUACCAGAUGUAAUAGAAAAUUCACCUGUUUUCAAAAUAAAAUCGGGAAAGGUAUUGAAACAAAUUGAUUAUAAAUUAAAUUUUACUUUGGCAAAUUGUUGCCUAAGUCUCCUAAGUAAAGGUAAAGAAAUGUUAAUCGUAACUGUCACACAAUUUCUCACAAGUAUCGAGGCACGGCCUACUUUAUUAGCUUUCAAGAUAUCUGUUCGUGCUGAAAGUUUUGUAAUUGAAGCAAUAUCAACUGAUGGCGAUUUGGUUCCUCUGAUUACAGUGGAUAAUAUAUUAACAGGGAAUGUAUCUACAUAUUUUUUGGCGAUAGAUUUUGAGAAAAAUGGAUUGAAUAAGGAUCCUAUUUUUGAAGUAUCUAUAAAACUGGAAACUAUCGAAGUAACUUAUCAUCACUUUGCUAUAGUGGAAAUUAUAAAUUUCUUCAAAUUUAAUACCAAUUAUAUUCACGAUACGAUUCGUGGAGUAUAUAGACUAUGGGAUUGCGUUAAAAGAAAAUAUUUGAACUUUGUGGACGAUAUCGUCUCGCAGACAUUGAGAAUCAGCUUUAAAAUAGACAUCAAAAGUCCUUAUAUCAUAUUUCCCGAACACGGAUCAGUUCAAAAAGGUGGGCAUAUACUUGUUCUGGAUGUCGGUAACAUAACGUUGAUCAACGAGCUCCAAGCAACGAAUUUGCAGUUGGAAGAUGCUACUCUCAUGGAACUGGAAGAAUUACUUUAUGACAGACUUAAUAUGGUGUUUUCCGGCGCGCAAAUUUUAUUUUGUCAUUCAGGCGACGAUUGGCGCUCGGCAAGGAAACGGAGUGAUUCGGAGUAUCAUUUGUUGCCUAAGCUGCAAGCAAAUGUGACUCUUUCAUACAGUAUCAGACCUGAAUAUCGUCAAUUACCACGGACAAAACUCAAUGUACACAUCUCAAAUGUGAAAUUGAAUCUGUCAGAAAGUAAAAUGCGACUGCUGGUAUAUUACCUGAAUAAAUUGCUAGUCCUAUACGAAAAUAACAUUGAAAAAUAUAAAGCUACUUUAAAAAAUUCAAUUUCCGGACGAAAAUCGAGUAUUAUCUUUAUUUCAACGAAAGAAUUAUUGAAAGUACAAUCUAGUGUAUGUUUGCCAUCCGUCGCAAUGAUGCAUAGUGAUUUUAAACCAGUCAUUAAGGAAGUUGCUACUAACAAUGUACCAAAGCUUGACAGGAGUGUCGUCUCUUCAGAGUUCUCCGUAAAUCUGGAAGAUAUGGCGGAUAAUCGAGAACAGCCUUACUUAAAUUUGAGAUUGCACACCUUGUACUAUGAAACAGCUAUAAUGGAAUACGGUGUUGCCAUUCAGUUUGGCAUUGGAUCGAUUUUUCUGGUUGAUAAGACAAACGCUGGCAUUACCGGAUCAUAUCUAGAACUGAUAUCUACCGAUGAGUCGUACGAAGUCCUCGUUGUGUCGUAUCGUAAGGUUAAAUCGAAUUGCCCUGAUUUCAAAUCUCAUUUCAAAAAUAUCGAACGCUCGUUGGUUGUGAACCUGCUAAAUAUCAACAUAAACUUUCAUAGAUCUGCGUUGUUGAAAAUGAAAAAUUACUGGCAUAAAUUUCAAACUGUGUGUCAUGAUACUCUUUUAUUCAAAUACGCUGACAAAAUAUGCGAUAAUAUUGUAAAACGAGAAGAGAAAGACAUUGAUCCACCCAUUCCACCAGGCGCAAUUAAAUUGAACUAUUCAACCAGACUCAGUUCAUUAGUGGUACGUUUCUGCGAUAAAGACAUAGAUUUAAUGGAAAUUAAGAUUUUGGGUUUAGAAAAUGAUUGCAUUUACAAUGCGAAUGAGAGAAUGGUGUUGCGCGCACAUCUCAGGAGCAUACUCGCUGAAGAUUUAAUUGAUGAUACGCUUUACUCUAAAAUUUUGACGACUGAUGAAGAUAAAGUUUUUGAUCUGAAAUAUGUGAGACAUGUACCAAGAUUAUAUAAAUGCUCUGAUAUCGAUACAAAUCAGGAUGACGUUAUGUCGGAUGGCACUUUUAAGCUUUCUAUUGGACGAAUAAAUUGCGUGAUUAUUUCUAAAAUUCUAUAUGAUUUACGGAAUUUCAUAAUACCGUUUACUUCUACAUAUUAUACACGUUUCUUGUAUUACUUGAAAAAUAAAUUCGUUGGAGGGAUUGAACUAUUUAAAAGGAGCGCGACAAAACUGCAUAUUUUUAUUGAUAUACAAGGGCCUACUUUUUUACUGCCACAGAAGAAGGAUGCCCCGAGUCUUUUGGUUUUUGAUACAGGCGUAUUAUCAGUUGAAAAUUUUUUUAAGAAUAGUGAACAAUCGAUACAAUCAACCAAAGCGACUACUAACGAUAGCAAUCAAUUAAUAAUCGAUAAUAUUUUAGUUAAAUUGAAAUCUAUGACUGUGUCUAGAGCAAUUAUGACUUUGACUCGAGAUUUAGAAGUCCAGGAACCCAUUAUCGAACCUAUACAAAUUCAAUUUGACAUUAAGAGAAAAACGGAGUAUCGCAGCAUUAUUGAAUUUCAAACUUAUGGUUUAUUCAACGUGCAAGGAGCUAUUGAUAUCGUAAAUAUAAAUUUAAGUCAGAAGGACCUCAAAUCCCUUAUAUCGGUGUGGCAAGAUAAUAUUUCUAAGAUACCGUUGCUUAAGAAUGUCGAUGAGAAUGAAGAUAGGAUUUUAACGCAAUAUUGCCAAAAGAAUGACAACCACGAUGAUGUUAUGGUAAAGAAACUGGAAAAUUUCUUAACACACAAUGAAACAGCAUUAUGCGAAGUUAACAUAAAACUUGCGUUAGAGGGUUUACAAUUAAAUUUAUUUAUGGAUACAGAAGAGGUGUUGAGUUCUCCUGUGCGCGAUUUAAAUCACGGUUUAUGCAAGCUGAGCUUUGGAGAAACUAUAAAUACAUGGGACUUUUAUAGCGAUAAAAGUUUGAAAAUGAAAUUGUCUUUGCAAAGUUGCUUGUUGCAGGAUACUCGUAAGGACUCCGUCGUCGAAAAAAGGAUAAUACAAUCACCAGCAAUAUCCUUAGAAAAGAAUUUAGAAUCCUGUAUUUCUGUAUCAAUGUCUCCUAUAGUUGAUGUAACAUACAGUCGUACUCAAGCAGAAGAAAAGUGUUUCGAUGUUCUUAUUCAAGACAUACGAAUUAAUUUGUCUGUGCCUUUCUUAAUGCACUUGGGACGUUACUUUCUAGAUUCCUUACCCGGUGAACAGAUAGAGAAAGGAAUUAUCAAUCAUGGAUAUGAUAAUAACAACCAGAUGAACCGGAAUACUUUAAACGCAGAAAUUGACAAAUUAAGUCGCUCCCAAUAUUUUAGGGAACAGCCAGGUACGUCAAUAUCUAUUAGAAUACAAAAGCCAGACAUCUUUCUAUUUGGUGACUUAGAGAAGAGCAGCACUCAUGUAAUACGAAUGCAAGCGGAAGUGUUUAUCGAAAGUAGCAGACACAGCCGGUCGUCCUCGAUAGUUUGUACGUUGACCAACGUCAAUGCCAAGACUAAAGGACAGGGAAAUUAUGAGUCCCCGUGUUGGUUGUUACGUCCCUGUGAUAUAGAAAUCUGUAAAAAGAAGUUAUCUUGCGGUAAUGAAGAUAUUACCGUUGCUAUAAAUAGUAUUAAUAUACAUCUAUCUGCGGAAGUGAUGCAUACUUUUAUUGACAUAUUGAAUGAAGCAUCAACUUUUCUAAACAGUAUUAAUUCGAAAACAGAGGAUGACAGUAAUCAGAAUACAAACUUGCAUAAUCUUUGGACACCAAGAAAAGUUUCUAGUAUACCGUAUAAAAAAACGGACGAAGGUGACAAGGAAUUGUAUCGUCGCCGCAAAGAUCAAGUAACAUUCAAUUUGAGACCCGUGAUAAUAUCUUUAUUGCUGGAAAUGGAGUACGUCGUAGGAAGAUUUCCAGUAAUGAAAAUGGAAACUGUCAUCACCACUACCAUUAACGAUUGGCGCAAUAAUUUUCAUCUUGAAUCCAAUGUAAAACUUCAUGCAUUCUGUUACAAUAGAGCUCGUCAGAAUUGGGAGCCUUUCAUUGAAUUUUGUACGAAAGACGAUAUAGACUAUAAACCAUGGGAAUUCACUAUCAAGAUAUAUCGAGGCGAGGCGAAUAUGAUUAAUUCUGAUUGGACGGAUCCUUGCCAUCACAUAAAGCAAAAUCCAAUAAAAGCGAGAAAAAAAGAUAUGCAAUAUAAUGGGGAAGAUAUGACAGACAUGACGUUUAUUGGACCUGAUAUUGAUAUGAUUUCAGUUGCAAGAAAAGAGCCUGAAACUUAUGUUACAUAUGAGGAUGAAUCUGACACGGAUGAUGAUGAGAACGACACAAAAUUAACAAGAAUUUCAAAUUAUUUAUUUAAUAAUAUUAGUGAUGGCGAAGAAAGCGAUUCUGACGAUUCAAGUACAAACGAGGAUGAGGAAUUUGAAUUAAUACUGGAUUGCAAUCCUGAAUGUUGCAAUUCUGUCGCUCAUGUACCGACAAAAACGAAUCUUACUGCACCAUAUAUCAUCGUAUAUUCAGAGAAUAAAGUUAACAUUACUAUAACGCAAGACAUGAUUGCAACAUGGAAUGCGAUCUCAAACGCGUUCACACAAGCUAGGGGUGGAAUUCCGUUUGUACCUACUAAUACGCGGGAAUUAACUGUAUUAAACGACAUAGGUCACGCAAGUCGAGUUGAGCUGCUUGUUCAAGAGCAAGUAGACGGGAACAACGACAUGCGUGUCGUAGCCGCUUACAGUUUUCAUGACGGCAGCUCGCCAGUCAGCGUGCCCAGCAGUCCUGAGAACGAACAGACGGAUCUCACGAGCCCCCAGUGGGCCAAUAAAGAAACCGUUGCGAUUGUGUCGGAGUGUAAAGCUUUCCCCAUCGACUCACCAGUGCAAAUCUACAAAUCGAUAACCGAUGAACUCCUUCGUAUCAUCUUCGAAGGAUUCGAAGACGUGUUGGUGUAUUGCCCGAAAAAAGAAACGCGUAAUCUCGUAGCACUUCGUCCUGUGAGACACGAAGUUCGUUAUUACCUGGUGAUAGAGGCAUCCAUAAAUAAUUAUUUGCACCGUAUGAUUUGCGUGCGAUCUCCGUUACAGUUUCGAAACGAAACCUCAUACGCCUUGGGACUUUAUUAUAAGAAAGCGGUGAUGGACAAAUUAGGUCUGACGCUAACCGGUGAAACUACGAAUCCUUUCGAUGAUAAUGUGAGAAUGGCGAUCAUAGAACCUGAUGCAACAUAUAAUAUUCCUUUAUACAUCGCUUAUCAUUGCCCGAUACAUAUUCUUCCUGCAUAUCUAGAGAAAUAUCAAGUCAGUGACGAAGGAAUUUAUUGGAAAGAUUUGAGGGGUACAGCAAAUGCAUUUAAAGACGUAUGCUGCGAAGCGAAAGGCGACAAUAAUCGUAAUGUAUUCUGUGUCAGGGCGAUAUGCAUGGAACUCCCGUUAACGUCUCGUCCUUCAGGUUGUCAAGUGCCGAAUUACUUAAUAAAUAUCGUACCACCUGUUAUUUUCAAUAAUCAGCUACCUUUUGUUAUCGAUGUCAGUAUACCUGGUAUCAAUUAUGAAGUGAAAAUCGAACCUGGGGAGAAAAUAAAUAUGCAUUCUCUAAAUUAUGGCAAUAACGUACAGUUUGUUUUCAAGAUACACAACUACUUAGGCAUGUCUUGGAUGGGUGCGGUAAAACUAAAUAUGAAUCUAGAGCACAAGUUCGUGUUAAUGUCUACAGAUAGCGAGUCAGACUUAAUGAAGCCUUUUUUGUUAUGCUUAGAAUUGUGCAAAAUUCUCAGUUGGAACAUUGUUAUACAAUCACAAUAUUGGAUAAUAAAUAAAUCUGGUUUACCGUUGUUUAUCCAGGACUGUCAUUCUCAUAUAACAUAUGAGAUGCCGGAGGAGGAGUUAAUGAUAUUCUCUCAAAAGAACAACAAAAAGAGUAUGGUACGAUUAAGAGCACAUCAGUCCGAAUGGUCAAUGCCAUUUGGACUGGACGGGAUUACGUCAAUGUCGUUGAUCAUAUGUCGCGAUAUCGAACGCGGACGAAAGUAUCAGAUUUUAACAGAAAUAGAGAACUCCCGUUUGUCGCCGAUUUUCACAAAGAUCAUAACGUUUCUACCAUACUUCUUUAUUUGCAACAAAACCAAGAGAGCUUUGAGGUUCAUGGAAGAGAAUGAAGAAGCUGAUCUUUGGAACGACCUCUUGUCCGGACAAGAGAUGUCGUUCUGGCCCGCCACUGAAUCUAUGAAGAUGAAAAUAAAGUGGAGAAAUAGCCAAUUGGUUUCGCAACACUUUGAUAUUAUGCAUAUGGGCAAAACUGUGCUGAGAAUGGAUAACGGGUCGGCACUGUGCGUGGAGAUCGAAGGCGGCGUCAGUACUCCAUAUCGCAUAAUAUUCCGACGAUACAUUACCGGCGAUGUACCAGUGAGAGUGGAUAAUCUCUGCGACAAGCUAUUUCUGAAGCUGAAUCAAAUUAAUUUAGGCCAAGUCGCAUUGCUCAAACCAUUCCAAAGUUUGUUAUAUACAUGGGACGAUCCUACUCAAACUAGAGAAUUGAUCUGGAAUGUUUACAGUAAUAAUACAGUUGGUUAUAGAGCACAAUUCGAGACGGAUGGUUGUGGGCAGGAAAAAGUAUCUUUCAUAACCAUUGAACGACGCCACAGUGCGUCUUAUUCUUCCAUUACUCACAAGUCACUAGCGAAUACGAAGUCAUGGUCGGAAGAUACAAGCGGAAGUAUCAGUCAUGUUCCUAGUGCGGAGCCCGAAACGAAGUCGCAAAUGUCGGAGCAUAUGCACCAAGGUGAAGCAAUGGUUUAUUGGGUGAGCUAUAUGGAAGGUGAACAGCGCGUGCUGCUGUUUACACAGCACGAGAGCGUGUACCUGAAAGCGAGGAGUAUUAUCGAUCCUGAGGCGAGCAAAAGAGAAAUAUUCUUAUCAAUUGCAGCUAUCGGAAUAAGUAUUGUUGUACAUGAAUCCAAUUCUCAUAGCACUAGGCGAGAAUUACUGUACGCCAGUGUGAUCGACUCAGCCGCGCAUUGGGAACUUUAUUUCAGCAAACGAUGGAGGAAUCUGUCGCUGGAGCUGAGCGCCUGGUUAGAAAAUAAAUACACGAAUUCCGUGAAGACGGCACAGCUUGAGAAUUUUAUUGACGUUGACUUUACAAAAAUGCAAAUGACCAAACCAUUCUUUGGCAAGCUACGAAGAACGUAUUCGCCAGGUAUCUGGUUACAUUGUAGGGAAUCUACGACGCUUUGUUACUUCCAAGGAUACGUUCAUAGAUUACAGAUCGAUAAUCAACUGAACGAAGCUACUUUUCCGGUAGUUCUACAUCCCAACUUGGAAAAGAAUUUUGUGAAUUACGCUGGAAGCCGCAGAUUAAAGCAUUGCUUAGAAUUCUCGUACCUGAAACAACGCAAAUUAAGGAAUAUUAUUUACAAAGGAAUAUGUGUCAUUGUCAGGGAAUUCAAUUUAAAUUUAGAAGAGGCCUUUCUCUGUUCCUUGAUCAAUUUAGUACCUAAGACACCGGAAACUAAACAUUCAAUUGCUGCGAAACUGAGGAGAGAUGUGUCCAAUAUGCGCGUUCCUUCGACUCGCAAUAUUAGUAAUAACACAAACAGCAAAAGAAAAUAUUUAAUAGAGCAGAUAUACAUCUCCCCGAUAGCAUUGAGCUUGAGAUUAUUGGCUAACACAGAUGGAUCUAACACGCGCAAUUUCAGCAACGUGCUUGGUUAUCACAAUGUUCUUCGAUUUAUUUUCGAGUAUGCGGAGAAGGGUACAUUUGAAAGAGACGUUGAAUUCAGAUUACCUGAUUAUCGAAAGAGUUUCAUGGCCGUAGAUAAACGAUUCAUCUCGCAUCUUUCACGUGUCUACAUGGCGCAGAUUAUGGAGCAGUUUCACGUGUUGGUGCGCUUAACUACUGUCCUGGGAAAUCAGUAUGGUUACAAUUUUAAGUCGCCAGGGAGCAAUUUUUGCGAGCCGGAUUUGCUAUUGAUGUGUGGAGACGAGUCUGCGGAGAAGCUGGCACAUGAAGUCGCAUGUGAGCUGGGACAUGCUACGCCCGACGGUAUACAAGCCUCAUUUUUAAGUGGUCAUGAUGCUCACACGCUUCAUUAUAAGAUGAAAGAUACGAAUUAUCGAAAUCCAGAUGUUCCGCCUUUGGCAUUUUUAGUUGAUCAUUCAUUCGCUAUAGAAAUCGAUUUGGAGACUUCUGGCUUGAUCACUACGUCGACGAAUAGCAUUCAUCGAGAAGAAUUAAGAUAUUUCUUCAAAACAUUGGGAAAGAAAACAUCUGUACUCUUCAAGGCGGAAAGUUCUUGUUUGAAAACUUAUUCGAAAGUAAUAGCGGAUAUAAUAAAAAGGGCGCAAGAAAUGGGCCUCGUAUCCAGAAUGCGAUUGCCACGAUAUAUCAAUCCACAUUUUGGUGUGGAGUCAUUUUCGACGCAUAAAGCGAAAGGAGUGUACUUAUUAAACGCUAUAAGUAAAGGUCACUGCGUUCAGAACGAUUCUUAUUGGGGACACGCUACGCUUCACAGCGAUGGAAAAUACAUUACGCUCGUAUCUUUGCAACGAAUAUACUAUAUCGAGAAAGGAAAUACAUGGGGAUCAUGGAAUGUAAAAUGGACUUUGGAAACUAAUCAAUUGCUGUCACCACCAACCAUCGCUAAGAAUAAACUUGUUUUGCAUAUAGAGAACGAGAAAGAGACGUCAUCGUCUAUGGUAGAUUGGUAUGUGGAAAGCGAGGCUGUGGACAUCCUGGACUGGUUGUGUCGCAAAAUGAACAACGCAAUGAUACUGAACAUGGAAAACAGCAUUUGUUCCAAAUGAGAAUUUUUGGAGUUGGUUAAUGAGACCACCGCAAGAAGGAAACAAAGAACAAAGAGGAUGAAGAGAUCAGUGUAUUUACAUAUUUAGUUCGGCGUAAUAAAAGUCUAUACGGUGAAUGCAAAAAAAAAGAAAACGCUAUAUAUAUAUAUCUCUCUCUA
This is a messenger RNA of Cyphomyrmex costatus, 10356 nucleotides long. RefSeq names its product vacuolar protein sorting-associated protein 13A. Gene Ontology annotation, biological process: protein retention in Golgi apparatus; protein targeting to vacuole. The coding region runs from base 101 to 10198 and encodes 3365 amino acids. NCBI's taxonomy places the organism in Eukaryota, Metazoa, Arthropoda, Insecta, Hymenoptera, Formicidae. The record is from RefSeq and is a predicted model, not a curated record. The transcript has 50 exons.